GGAGAAACUCGUCAAUUUCAAAAUGUCAUCAGUCAAACGCUUGGUUUAUGCAGUCAUCCAUUUCUUGAGAGAGCAGAGUCAGAUGGAUACUUUCACUCCAGAUGAACAAGAAAGCUUGGAAGUUGCAAUUCAGUGUCUGGAGACUGUGUUUAAGAUUAACCUGGAAGAUACUCAUCUUGCACCUCCACAGCAUUUGAUAGAAAUGUUCACAAAUUCUUUUCACAAGAAUGACAUGUUGCCUCUCUCAGAUUCUUUACCAGAGGAUGUUGAAAAGGCUGACCAACUGAAGGAUGAAGGUAAUAAUCAUAUGAAAGAAGAAAAUUAUGGUGCUGCAGUGGAUUGUUAUACUAGGGCUAUAGAACUGGAUCCAAACAAUGCAGUCUAUUACUGCAACAGGGCUGCUGCUCAAAGUAAGCUCAACAACUACAGUGAAGCAAUAAAGGAUUGUGAGAGAGCCAUAGCAAUAGAUCCAAAGUACAGCAAAGCAUAUGGGAGAAUGGGGUUGGCUCUGACCUCAGUGAAUAAAUAUGAAGAAGCAGUUACCAGUUACCAAAAAGCACUGGAUCUUGAUCCAGAGAAUGACUCUUAUAAGUCAAAUUUGAAAAUAGCGGAACAGAAACUAAGAGACGUGUCCAGUCCUACUGGAACUGGACUGAGUUUUGACAUGGCAAGCUUGAUAAACAAUCCUGCCUUCAUUAGUAUGGCAGCAAGCUUAAUGCAGAAUCCUCAAGUUCAACAAUUGAUGUCGGGGAUGAUGUCAAACGCCAUUGGUGGCCCUGCUGCAGGUGUUGGUGGCCUGUCAGAUUUGUCCAGCCUGAUCCAUGCGGGGCAGCAGUUUGCACAACAGAUACAGCAGCAGAAUCCAGAGCUGAUAGAGCAACUGAGAAACCAUGUCCGGAGCAGAUCUUUCAGUGGCAGCACUGAAGAGCAUUCCUGACUUAGAGGAGGCAUGUGAAUUGGAAUGGUAUAUAUCCCCAAAAUGCAUACCAUAGUUAGUAGCAAAAGCACCAUUGUAACUCUUCUGCUUGAAUAGAAGACAGAAAAUUCUUUGUGCGUGUUUGCAAACAAGAAUAAAUCUGUUAAACAGAUCUAUUGCACAUAACUUGGAACAUAUCGUUUAUGUACAGUUACUCCUCUGAAAAUUAAUACACUAAAUAGGUGGUUUAUUAAAAUCUCUAAGUACAAGUCAUUUUCAGUAUGUGCAUUAGAUUGAUCUCCAGGGCUACUGAGUGGGGAGGAGUUUUGUAGUGGGCUGAUCUUGCGUAACAGCUUGAUUCUAAAAAUCUUAGUGUAAAAGGCACAUUAUUCUUAUGGUGAAAAUCAUUAUGGCUGUACUCCCUGACAAAUAUUGAAACAGUAGGCCUAUCUGAUGUGCCCUUUUAUAAUGAUCAUAAAUCACUGCUGGAGAAUAGUGUACUUAAUGCUUGAAAAACUCUUUUUCUUUAAGCCUGUGGAGGGGCCGUCAUUAGUAACAUGAAAUAUUUUUCAACUUCAUUGGGCAGGAGGGAGGGAGAUGAUUGCAUAUGAAGGAGCACAAACUGAAGAGAAAGAAAACACUAAUCCUGAGUAGGAUAAUACAGAAAAAACAAAACGAAACUUGGCUUGGGAAAGGAAAGAGUAUUAAGAAGUUUUAGGUUUUUCUACUGCCACGUAUACCCUCAAAUCAUGAUGGUAGCCCUGGAGGUCAGUAUUAUGGCACUAUUUUCCUAGGCAUGGCAAACUGUAUUACAUUCUGUAUGUAUGCAGUAUUUAACACAUGCUUAAAAUUCUUAACUGUAAUAAGCUAAAACUGAUCCUGUGACCGUACAAGUAACUAGUACUGAAAAUUUAUCAAAAAAUAACUGCCUUAGAAAGAAGGAUUCUCUUUCUAUUCUUGUGUGGUAAAUCACUGGCUUAAACAAUUAAGGAUUUUUUUUUUUUAAGUUUCAUUACACAUAUCUAUCUUAAGUGAUGGUUAUAUAGCCAAGUUAAUGAUUUUUCCACUCUAUAUUAUUUCUGUUCCUACCCUGGCUUUUCUUGCUUAUUUAAUCUUACUCUUUCAGAGACCACUGCUUUUCUGUAUUUUUAUUAUGUUAACUUUUUUAAUUCUGCUUACUGUUCACACUGCUUUCUGGUACAAGGUACACUUGUUUUUACUCCGGGGAUGUUCUCAACACUCACACUUUCCUCUUUGUAUAUCAAAAGUAAUUUGAGGAGCCUGCUCUGAUUCCUAAGACAAAGUGAUCUCUGCUGGCCAGUUAGACUGGAGAAGGUAUGCGGAGGAAUAAUGAUAGACUCCCAAAUGGAGAAAUACACAGGAAUUCCUGGACCUCAGACAUUAUAUCUGAUUCAUCUUGUGGUCAAAAAAGAGCACCUCAGGUAGAAGCAAAUGCAAAAUUUGGGGCUAAGUCACAUACUUGACGCUAACAAAUGCUAGCUGUGCAUCUGUUGUAUGAGUCUUCCCCUACUAAAAUGGUGGGGGGAAAUACAGCUGGAUCCAAGGAGAAAUGAAAAGAAUUGAAGAAAACACAAAAAUAGGAAAUCGGUAUUACCAUCUGUUGAAUAAAGAGGUAAAGCUUAAUAGAGCAACUUAAACAACUUUAAGACAUUUUAUACUUUAUUCAAUAGAGCUUGCCUAUACACAGCAUUAAAAUGCUUUUUAAAAUUCUCUAUAUAAGUUGCUGUAGCUGCCUUUUUGAGGCUGUAGAAAUAGUUAAGCUUUACAUCAAACACAUUUCCAAGUAACAGCUUCUGACUUAACAUCUGAUGAUAAAGAAGAAAAUCCCUAACAGGAUCUUUUUUCAGAGGUAGUUCAGAUCCUGAAUCUAAUCCAUUCAAGAAAACUGCUACUGAAGUUCAGUUACAUUUUAUAGGACAGGAUACCAUUUACAAGAAAGAUCGAUGGAGGCUGUAGGUGGGCUACAACUACUGUACAAACAUUGCUUGGAGUAGUGUGUGGCGUCAGGAGAGAAGCAUUGCUCCUAGCAUAUCUCCUGUUAAACUUCAUGGUUCCUCUUAGUUCUCUUUCAUAUUUUCAGCUGCUCAAUGUGAGUUUUACUAACUUUGGUAAGGGGAACCAGUAAAUCCAGAGUGGACUGGACAGCACUGCAGUAUCUCUUACGCUCAAUUUAUCCUUACUUUGUGACAGCAAUCUUCAUAUGCUCAGUUACCUUUCUACUUUAAGACAGAAAGAGUGUCAAGAACCUCCUGAGAGUUCCUUAAGAACUACAGAAUACAGUAAUAUUCAAAGACUGGCUGUAGAAGGUGCACUGUCAAGUACGAGCCCUGUAGCUUACUGGAUUUAUGGGAGAACUAUCCCCAAGGUUAAAAGGAAUGAAGCAUUGGUUAGUUAUCUGAAAACUACUCUUGAAAUCAUUGUUAUAGAGUGGUAGCUUUCAUUUCACAUACUACAAUAUUGUCAUGUUUAAGUUUUACUCCAGUAUAGAUAAUAUGUAACCAGAGUAUUUAUUAAUAAACAUUGAUGGCAUUAGCUAACCCUUUAGGAAUGUGCUACAACUGGCACAAUACUUAACUUGUAAACAUUCUUUGUUUCUUGUAUAUUAACAAAAAGGGCUUUAUAGCCUAAAUAAAAAACAGUGAAACCAAUAACAGGAGCUGUCAUUACAUGCUUUUCCAUUGAAACCAGGAACAGAGGGAUCAUUUAUGCUAAAGUCUAUUUUGCCUUGAAUAGGCUAGAUUGUUUCAGAGAGUCAUGCAAUAUGUCUUAAUCACAGGGUGAGGAAGGAGUCUUUUCCUGUGUAAUAACUGCACUUUAUUUCGCACUAAAAUUUUUCAUCCCGCUAGAUCAAGUGGUAAACCACAAUCCCCAUAAAUACUGCUUUAAUUUAAGGUCAAUUGCAGUUUAUCAUUCAGCUGAGCAAAUAUGCAUUUAACACCUAAUUGGUUUUGUACCAUUACUGUUCCAUCAGCAUAUAAGUGUGGUAGUUGUUAAAGAAAAUGUUUUGCACUCAGAUUGUAAACUCCUGUAACCUGCUUGCAUGGAAUUAUAUUCUUCUAACUAUGCCUGAUCAUAAAGACACCUAAUGAAAUACUCAGCUUAGAAAUUGUUUCAGUUGCAUUUUUGGUUUUGUAACAACUACAAAGUAAAAUCACUCAUGCGUAGUGAGAAAGAACUAAGUCUGCAGCUUUGGAUUCAUACACGGUUUCAGGGCUACAGAAAGUCAUACUGGCAAAAUACAACUUGUCUACCAUUUCUGUACCUCUCCUACCUCUUACGACCAUAUGGUUACAUCUCCUUCAACUUGUGUCAGUUUAACUUGAAAACAGAUCAUUAAUAAAGUUAUUUACAUUUUUUGUCU
This is a messenger RNA of Aptenodytes forsteri (emperor penguin), 4298 nucleotides long. RefSeq names its product small glutamine rich tetratricopeptide repeat containing beta (gene SGTB). The record is from RefSeq and is a predicted model, not a curated record. Bases 23 to 937 code for a protein of 304 amino acids. Gene Ontology annotation, cellular component: TRC complex; membrane. NCBI's taxonomy places the organism in Eukaryota, Metazoa, Chordata, Aves, Sphenisciformes, Spheniscidae. Gene Ontology annotation, molecular function: molecular adaptor activity; protein binding. The transcript has 10 exons. Gene Ontology annotation, biological process: post-translational protein targeting to endoplasmic reticulum membrane.